Messenger RNA from Eriocheir sinensis (Chinese mitten crab), 3286 nucleotides. RefSeq lists its product as uncharacterized. The transcript is spliced from 4 exons. Bases 518 to 1933 code for a protein of 471 amino acids. The record is from RefSeq and is a predicted model, not a curated record. Lineage: Eukaryota; Metazoa; Arthropoda; Malacostraca; Decapoda; Varunidae.
UAAUGGUAAUAGUAAUAAUAUCGAUCCUUUUCGUUUAUUUUCAUCGUCUUCUUCAGUACGUCAACGCUUUCCCCCUUAUCAACCACUUCCCUUUCGUUACACAAGUCACGCCUCACGUUCCCACCUCGCCUAAGUGGCCUUCGAGGGUUUGUAAAUCAUCGUCGCCACAUCAAGGCACUCGACGCGGCGGCUGUUUGCGGUGUCGUUAAGAUAAUUGGCAGGAAAGUGUUGGCGCCUCGUCGACAGCUUGCCCGGCGUGAGUUGGUCAUUAGGCGGCGCGUGAGGCGGCCACCAAGAGACUACCUGACGCCUCCUCAUCGGUCGGUGGUCUCGGAGGUCCAGGAAGGAGGAAAUUUGACUUGCAUCGGGGUGCCGUGACGAGGCUGAUGCGACUCUUGAGGCAGAGGUCGUGUUUCUAGACGAAGUGGGACGAGGGGCUGCCCUUGAAGCGAGGGACGUCACGACAGACAUAAGACAAGGACGAAAACUUGGAAAACCGUAACACCAACCAGACAGCAUGCCGGCCAUGACAGGAAGCCGUGGUUGUCCUCCUAAGCAGUGCGUUGAGGCUCACCCACAGCCCCGCGCCGCUGCCCACCUGACGAAGCAAGAGGUGAAGGGGCAUUCACAAAAUGUGCCGUGUGAGGACCCGUGCGGCCUUCAGGUGGUAAGGGAGAGAGAGGCGUCUUCAAAUACCUCACACAACAGCCAUCAACACCCUGCUCCCGAUGCUAAGAGCAACUGUUUCGUGGAAGAAUUCCGCGAGAUGUUCCUCGUGGCCGGCUUCUUCGGCGUCCACGUCAUCAAGCGACUCGGGAACGGCUGCUACGCCCUCUCCCUCCCGCGGUUGUGCGUGGCCCUCUCCUUGCUCUGCCUCGUGACCGCGUGUUUGGGGCUGAUCGCAGUGGGUUCCUACCUCACUGACACGACCCAUGACCUGCGCCUCUUCGUUAUCUGCAUCGUCUUUUCCGGAUCCACCUCAUUCUUCAUCCUCUUCGUCUGGCUGACAGAGUCCUCGAAGAUCAUGGCAUUCCUGGCGGAAGUCGAUGUCAACGAAGUCAGGGUGAAGAAGCCAAAAGGGCUGCCGCUGGUCAUGGUCGCCGUGUGCCUCCUGCCCCUCGCCCAAACCGUCGCCCUCCUCGUCAUGACUCCUCUCACUGAUUAUUUCCUCCACACGAUCGCCGUGAGGCUGCUCUUCCUCAGCCCCGUGUUCCUGUCCGGCUUGGUGCCGUGCCUCAUGGACAUUUACAUCAUGUCGGCGAUGCACGUGGUGGUGGCCAGGCUGCGGGCGCUGGAGGGCCGGGUGCGGGGCGAGGGGCUUUGGACUCCUCGCCUCACUAAUGAGGUCGCCGAUCAUUGGCUCUGCGUAACCAAAUUACUUGGUACUUGUAACGAGGCCUUUUCGUUUGUGCUACACUUCCGCAUGCUCCUCUUCUUGGUGGAGAUGAUCUCGCUGCUGUUCUCGCUGGUGUCGCUGAGGUGGCACGAUCACUGCCUCUCCUACUUCGCGGUGUUGACCACGAAGAACCUCGGGGUGGUGCUCCACUUCCUCGCCCUGUGCUUCGCCGGGGAGCGGGUGCACACGGCGCAGGAAGGCGUGGAGGCAGCCGUGAGGGAAGUGCACGCGAGAUACGACGCUGCCGAGCCAGCAGGGGAGUGCAAACCUCAAGCAAAAGAAGAGGCCACCACGCCCCUCGAGCCGUGGCAGAGCGGGCGCCUCACCCGCCUGUGUGUGCACAACCUCCUCUGUCGCAUUGAGGCGCGGCCCCUCAGCGUCCACAUCUGGGGGGACUCCAGCCUUGGCGGGAGGACCUUCGUGACCUGCAUGGGCCUGGUGGCAACCUACCUCGUGGUGCUCCUGCAACUGCGGGAGCCAAGCAGCGCCUUUGACGAGGACGGCAACUGCUUCGCGCCCUUGACGGCUAACGGCUGACGGACACGAUCGUGUGUGUGUGUGUGUGUGUUCAUUAGGUGAUGUGUUAUGAGCUCCCAGGAUAACUCAGAGGACCAAUAAGAGGACUUGCUCGUGUCUCCCUUUGUUCGUGUGCCGCCGGAACCUCGUCUACAGAGCUGAGGGGGGGGGGGGGGGGGCUGCAGGGCGUUCCCCGCCGUGCCCCGCCACUCACUCUGCUGCAGGACAAUAGGGCAUUGAAGAGCCGCAUGUGUGCAAGUACUCGACACUCCGCAGCGGCUAAAAAUACACAUGUUCGGAUCGCAAAGAAACAUUGAAUCAAACGUCUUUUUUUAUACUUUUUUCCCUGCUCAGCUGCUCACGAAAUCACGAUAUUAAUAAGAAAGAUGAUUAUAAUAUGGAGCCAACACGGUGCCCCUCCUGCCACAAUACAGCCUUUACACCCCACACACGCACACGCACGCACACCUAUAUAACCUCCUUGAGUCCUAUUCUUAAACAUUUCCACGUCCAAGCAUACACAUUUGACAAGGCUUUUGCAGGAGUGGGCAUUUCCAGGGGUACUAGUCCUAUUUUCCUGGUGGUAGUUUGACCCUUCCUCAGUACCAUGAACCUAAAAAAAACAUUCAUUAGAGCCUGACUGAUCCUCUUUUCGGCCUUGGGAAAUAGUUGAUGUUAGAGGCGGAGGUGUCUGAGAAUGCUGCCCCUUGUCCUCCCAUCAAGCCCCUCGCAUCCUCCAACGCAACCAGUCAUUACCGUGGGCAAGAGAGUCGCACGUGUGGUUGUUUGGCCAGCUGACUCAUAUCUGCGGUAGGUGUUAAGAGUAGCACACCUCUCGCCGCCCAGUCAAAGCAGCUCAGAGGAAAAGAAGAUAAACACGACUGUCUAUACCCCCGAUCCGAGGCAGACCAAGGAUUCGUGUGUUAACCCCCUAACCGACCCCCUCCCCGACCCCUCCCUCCGACCCCCCCCCUUAACUGCGUGUUCUUCGUCUUCGUCCUUCAGUUUCACGCCGCCAUGGUAACGCUGCGGAACCUCACGAGUUAGUUCAGAUCGCAUUUUUUUGUUUUGUUUUUAUUAAUUUCAACUCAAAAGCUCCCCCAUCAACUCGUACCUACGCAUCUAAACUUUGAUUUCUUGUCUUUUUAUUAUUUUUUUCCUCAUUUCUUACGCCCACAUAAACUUCGGUGCUGUCAACUCGGCGCCAGGAAUUAAUUAUCUUGACUUCCGUACCUUAUUAGACGACCUCCUCCUUUACCUGUGUACUCCCCUCCUCCUCCUCCUCCUCCUCCUCCUCCUCUGCUCCAUAUAAUAAUAAUAAUGAGGAGGAGGAGGAGGAUAAUGGUAAUAAAUAAUGAUAAUAAUAAUAAUAAU